Molecule: messenger RNA, 333 nt
Organism: Mesocestoides corti
Lineage: Eukaryota; Metazoa; Platyhelminthes; Cestoda; Cyclophyllidea; Mesocestoididae
Source: the annotation of a GenBank genome assembly
AUGAAUAGUGUCGCUGGAGAGGAUCUUGCGUGCACUGAUGAAAUAAAGGUGUAUGAAGAUGAAGGAGAGGAGGAUGAGCAGGUCAAAUCAUCAGAAAAUUUAACUGAGGAUAAGGUCGGCCUAGUCAUUGAAAGUGAAGGACAGUGCCUUUCUGUUGCAUCUCCCCCUUUUUCCCCAUUACUUGUGGCUGACAAUGGUCGUCAUGGUGGCAACCGCACUUCCGCCAGAAUGACUGCUGCUUACAAGAACAAUUGCUCCACACGCAAACCGUGGUGGCGAAAGCGAAUCCCCUCCCAUCCCACCCCCAGCACACUGGAAGGGCGUCACCUCUGA